Guillardia theta CCMP2712 is the source of this 836-nucleotide messenger RNA. RefSeq lists its product as hypothetical. NCBI's taxonomy places the organism in Eukaryota, Cryptophyceae, Pyrenomonadales, Geminigeraceae. The coding region runs from base 110 to 622 and encodes 170 amino acids. The record is from RefSeq and is a predicted model, not a curated record. The transcript has 6 exons.
GUCCGAUCCCAAUGUCCAUCCAGAGGCUAAGACCAUCGUCGAGAAGUUCAGAUCCGACUUGGAAGAAUAUCACGGCCUUGUCGGCGGUCGUCUAGUUGCUGUCCAUGACAUGCUCAACACCAUUGCUAUGACUAAUGGCAAGCCACCUCUUCCUCCUCCGGCUGUCGCGUUCCUCUGUGAUGUCUCCGAGGAGCAGGUGAAGAGCCCAGGCCCCGACGGUCCCAUCGUCACCUCCGACCAGCUCGUGAGCUGCUUCUCCAAAAUGAUUCCAGCCAAGGACACUCCUGAGAUUUUCGAGGAGAAGGUGAUCUCCCAGGUGAGAGAUGCUAUCAAGCGAAGGAAGCACUCAAACGCCGUCAUGCCUGAGCUCAAGCCAAAGCUGGAAGCUCUCCACGCCAAGACCGGAGGAAGCCCGGACAAGCUUUACGCCUGGUUUCUUGAUCUGCUUCCUGCGGACAACAAGGACGGGUUCCCCAAGGAGGCGUUCAUGGCCAUGAUCAUGCGCUGCCCCCCCGACGCUGGCGAGAUCCCCCUCAAGAACUUCAUUGCGGGCAUUGAGGGCAACAUGGAUGAAUCGGACACUGUCGAGAAGCUGGCUCCUAUCAUCGACAAGCACAUGUAACUUGGCUCGCAGUGAUAAUGAGAUAGCACGCAGCAACUCGGUGGAAAGCCCGGUGGUUGUAGUUAGGCGCGUCCAUUCAGGCCCUCUAGCUUUUGUACGGUAUACCGCAUCUUCGAGCCUAACGGUCAGAUUUUCCAACUGCCGCGCGUGACUCCGUUGAAGCCUUGCGGCAUCUCGGCGUGAUUUUUUUUGUUAAUGAAACUCAGUUCACCGU